Habropoda laboriosa is the source of this 1321-nucleotide messenger RNA. RefSeq names its product methylthioribose-1-phosphate isomerase. Gene Ontology annotation, molecular function: S-methyl-5-thioribose-1-phosphate isomerase activity. Bases 165 to 1232 code for a protein of 355 amino acids. Lineage: Eukaryota; Metazoa; Arthropoda; Insecta; Hymenoptera; Apidae. The record is from RefSeq and is a predicted model, not a curated record. The transcript is spliced from 5 exons.
GCCUCGAGUCACGGCCGUUCGAAGUGCACGUGAGCUUCAAAUGAACGGGAUUUCGUUUCAUUCAGAAACUACGAAGCCGCGGUUCUGCUAGCCGCGUCUCGAAUCUGCACGUAUUUUGCCAGCCAGUGCUAUACAGGACACGUGUUCGCCUUUGACGGAUCGAAAUGACGCUGCAAGCGAUUAAAUGGGAAAACGGCAAGCUGGAGAUACUCGAUCAGAUACUGUUGCCGGCGAUCUCACGAUACAUCCCUGUCAAAGGCGUGGAGGAUGGCUGGAAGGUCAUCAAUAGCAUGCAGGUUCGAGGUGCACCAGCUAUAGCCAUUGUGGGCUGUCUAAGUUUGGCGACAGAGAUUAAGAAUGAGGAAUAUAUGGAUAAGAAGAGCCUACGCCGGGAUGUAGAGGGCAAAUUGAAUUACUUGGUCUCUGCUCGUCCAACUGCUGUUAAUAUGAAAAUCGCAGCAGAUGAAUUAAUACAGUUGGCUAAUAAACUUAGUAAAGAUGAGACUGUUAAUGUAACGGAAAUGAAAGAAAGAUUUAUUGAAGCCAUAGAAGCCAUGCUGGAGAAGGAUAUUGCCGAUAACAAAGCUAUUGGUGACUUUGGAGCACAGGAGAUAUUGAAGAAUGUGUCUGGAGAUAAUUUUGUCAGGAUUUUGACGCACUGUAACACUGGCAGCCUUGCAACAGCAGGUUAUGGCACAGCUUUAGGUGUUAUUAGAUCCCUUCAUAAGAAAAAUAGUCUUGAACAGGCAUAUUGUUCUGAAACUAGACCAUACAAUCAAGGAGCAAGACUGACUGCAUACGAAUUAGUAUAUGAAAAAAUUCCCGCUACCCUCAUUUGCGACGGCAUGGUAGCAGCACUAAUGAAAUCAAGGAAUAUCUCUGCAGUGGUAGUUGGUGCAGAUAGGGUUGCCGCGAAUGGUGAUACGGCUAACAAAAUUGGAACCUAUCAAAUUGCCAUAGUCGCUAAGUACCACAAUGUUCCUUUCUAUGUGGCGGCUCCACGAACCUCUAUAGACUUCAGUAUCCCUAGUGGUGAUCAUAUUGUUAUCGAAGAAAGGCCAGAAAGGGAACUGACACAUAUAAAUGACCAACGAGUCGCCGCGCAUGGAAUACAAUGCUGGAAUCCAGCUUUUGAUGUAACCCCAGCUAGUCUUAUUAAAGGCAUCAUUACGGAAGUUGGGGUGUACAGACCCGAGAACCUGAUACAAUUGAAGAAUUAUGAAAACUCAUAAAUUAUUGAUCGAUUACGGGCUAAGAAGCUUCUGGAUGCAUUUAUACGAACGAGUUAAUCGGUGAUUUCGAUGUUACGAGAAAUUGUUGC